AGGGACCAAGACCAACCCAGUGCACCACACAAGGCAUUGUCAGCGGCGGCGGCGGCGGCGGGCCGGCGGAGACUCCCAGGCCAGGAGCAGUCUGCCGAUUGGAAGGGGAGAUGAAGGCCACGCUCAAGGGCCGCUACGAGGGCGACAAGGCCACGGCCGCCACCACCCUCGCCGCCCCCGCCGGCGACCUCCGCCUCAAGGCCUCCGCCACCGAGGCCGCCUUCACCAACGGUCCUUCCCUGCGAGGCCUCACCCUCACCCUCGAGAAGCCCGGCGCCUUCCUCGUUGACCUCAAGCCCCACAACCAGGAUGUGCGCUUUCAGUUCAUGAACUCCGCGCUCGUGCUCGACAAGCGCGUCAGCCUCACCUACACUCACUCCACUAGCCUCGCCGCGGCCCCCGCCGCCGCGCCGCCCUCCCGCACCGCGCUCGACUGCACCGUCACUUUCGACCCCGCCAACAAGGUCAGCCUCUCCCACUCGCUAGGCUCCGGCGGCUGCCGCCUCAAGUACACCUACGCGCACGGGGUCGACCGCCUCACCACCAUCGAGCCCCUCUUCGACACCAACAAGAACGCAUGGGAGUUCGCCAUCACCAGGAAGUUCGCCGGAGGGGACGCCGUCAAGGGCACCUACCAGGCCUCCACCAAGCUGCUCGGCCUCGAGUGGAGCAGGGACUCUCUCGCCGGCGGCUCCUUCAAGGUUGCGACGACAUUCGAUUUGUCGGACCAAAGCAAAGCACCAAAGCUAAUAGCAGAGAGCACGUGGAACUACGAAAUAUGAAAAAUGGAAGUGUCCUUCUCAUAUCAUACAUACUGCUUGAUUGCUGUAUCCUCCUGAACUAUGGAGCUAUUGUUUUUUCGGAACCCUUGGUGGUGGUUUACAUCUGAUUCUUUUGAUCAUUUUUUCGGCUGUCGUGUCAUGGGAGUUUUCACUGAGCUGCGGUCGUGCCAUUGGAGUUUUCUGUU
Messenger RNA from Zea mays, 967 nucleotides. RefSeq names its product Outer envelope pore protein 24A chloroplastic. The coding region runs from base 111 to 782 and encodes 223 amino acids. Gene Ontology annotation, molecular function: voltage-gated monoatomic cation channel activity. Lineage: Eukaryota; Viridiplantae; Streptophyta; Magnoliopsida; Poales; Poaceae. The record is from RefSeq and is marked validated. Gene Ontology annotation, biological process: regulation of monoatomic ion transmembrane transport. The transcript is spliced from 3 exons.